AUGACAGAGCACAAAAUUUCAGCCAGGUACAAGGAAAAAUAUGAAAUGUUCAUAAGGGAAAAAGUGAGAGAGUUGAGUGGGGAACUAAAUGAAAUGGCAGAACAGUGCCGUAGUAUAGAGGAUGAACGGGACGAUAUGUCCGAAGCCAUGAAAACAUUAGGUAUACAAUCAGUUGAGGAUUGUAGAGAGUUUGCAAGGGUGGCUGAGAGAAACAGGGAGAUUCUGGCACAAGCAUGCAAUAUGCUAAAUACUGAUGUGCUUCAGGUGCCGGCAGCCAUCCAAGACCUCAAAAAGAAGGGAUGUGAAGCAGAAAAAGUCAAGCAAGCCCCAGCAGCACAAUCCAAGGCGGAUUGGGGCGCAGUGCGAACAAAACUUGAACAACUGUGUGUCGGGAUUACCCAGUUCGCAUUCAAGGGACAAGGACGUGGAACUAAGAGAAGUGUAUCGCUGCUGAGCCCACUUGAAAAAGGACAUCUGCUCUUGAAAUGCGGAGACGACUGUUUUGAGGAUCGAAAGCUCGGGGAUAUCGAAGGAAUUAGUUUCCCGGGUGCAGUAGCAAAAGAACGCAUCGAGAAUCUAUGGUCCGUCUGGCUAGCUUGCAGUAUCUUCAGCCGAGGGGAUAUCGAUAUGGAAACGAAAAUCAAGUUUCAUAGAGAGGGACACAUAUGUUUCGACGCGGAAGCUCUGAAAGCUGUCUUGAAGCUCGCAUACGAUACCUGCAUCGACUGGACAGACUUUCUUUGCAACACAGAUGCGAUUACGAAGCACGCCAGGAUCGAAGGACAUUCCAUUGGGAGAUCUCACAACGAAGCAUUGCAAGCAUUUCGUCGAGAGAUUGAGGGACAGUCCAUGAAGGAGCUACCCACCAAAUAA
Cylicocyclus nassatus is the source of this 873-nucleotide messenger RNA. The record is from the annotation of a GenBank genome assembly. NCBI's taxonomy places the organism in Eukaryota, Metazoa, Nematoda, Chromadorea, Rhabditida, Strongylidae.